This is a messenger RNA of Hyalella azteca, 2192 nucleotides long. Its product is annotated as cyanophycinase-like. Gene Ontology annotation, biological process: proteolysis. The transcript is spliced from 10 exons. The record is from RefSeq and is a predicted model, not a curated record. Lineage: Eukaryota; Metazoa; Arthropoda; Malacostraca; Amphipoda; Hyalellidae. Bases 785 to 2011 code for a protein of 408 amino acids. Gene Ontology annotation, molecular function: serine-type peptidase activity.
ACAUCUGCAAGCCACUAUCGUUGCAACUUCACUAAUCACAAUUGAAUUUAAUUCCAGUACGAGUAAUAGUAGUAAUAUGCAACUUGGUGCUAAUGAAUUAAUAUUAAUUGCGAAUUUAAAGAGGACGUUGAGGUUAUUAUAUAAACAGUCAAAAAUAUCGUCAUCAUAUCAUGCUUAUAUCACAAAUUUUCUAAGAAUUUAAAAGCAAGGAAAAUGGCCAAGAAUUCACUACUUCUUUAUAAGAAAAAACGUAAAAGAGAGAAACGUCCAGUUCCAUUGUCAGUUCAAAAUCUUAGAACACAAGUACAAAAACUCUCUAACCUAGAACUAAAUUAGUAAAUUAACAGUAAAUUUACUUACUCAUCCCUCUCAUUUAUGACGAUCAGUACAAUAUUCCGGUAUCUGAUUUUGAUUCUGGAAUUUUAGCAAGUAAUACAACCGAUGUUUCUAACAAGAAAAUUCAAUAAUCCCUGUAUAUAUUUUAGCAGAUGACUAUAGUUUAAAUGCCGCCUUCAGUUCUAUCCUCUUGAAAUCGUUGACUGAUGGGUCUGUUUCUUCAUGUUUGUUUCAUCUCUAUUUGUUUUUCAAUUCAUGUUUAUAAUUUGACAUUUCCCUCGUGAAUUUUAGUUUACUAAUUGUUUUUUUGUAUUCCAAUAUUUUGAACAAUAUAUGGGUGGAGAUGGACUCUGAAACGAUAGUUCCUUGAUACUAAAGUUCUUAUUUUAUACAAAAUUUCUUGAAAAAAAAACGUCAAAGUCAAGCUUAAGAGUUUAAUUUUAUUAACAUGAAGCUAGUACACACGCUCGCUGUAUGCCUGCAACUAUGGGCAAUCAUAAGCACCGUACACGGAGGUAAUGUCAUGCUGGUGGGCGGAGGUCUCACGGAUGAGAAUGCGGCCGUGUGGAGUCGGUUCGUCGAACUCGCGGGGGGCGAAGGCGUUGCAAGAGUCGGUGUAAUCACAACUGCUUCGAAAACUCCUGAAGACGAUUACCCUUAUUACCAGGACAUGUUCAUGGCGUACGGAGCAGCUUCAGUUGAGUGGAUUCCUAUCACACAGAGUAGCAAUAAUGCCAACGAUGCUGAGGUUGCAGACUUGGUGGCAUCACAGACUGGCCUCUUUUUCGACGGAGGCGACCGGCUCAGAAUAUUGGCAGGGUGGGUCAACGCAGAUGGGUCAGACACUGCGAGUCUGAGCUCACUACGAGGAGUGUUGUCUGCUGGGGGCAUCGUUGGCGGCACGAGUGCAGGGGCGGGAUGCCAGGGCACCGGACCCAUGAUUGCAUAUGGACUUUCUUACAAUGCAGUCGAUUCCGGUGCUCACGAGGGAGGCUGCGAAACUGCCAACAGAGACGAUCUGUGCUACAUCGAGGACGGCGGGCUGGGGCUGGUGAGGGGCUAUGUGGUGGAUACUCAUUUCUCCCAGCGCGGCAGAGAAGCCAGGUUGAUUGAGUUGCUGCUGGACACGAAGACUUCAGACCCCAGCACGCAAUUGGGCAUUGGCAUAGACGAAGACACCGGCGUGCUGAUAGCCGAAGACGGAACUGCUGAGAUCCUGGGCUCGGCGGGAGGAGCGAUGGUCGUGAGCGUCGCCGCUGCUGUCAAGGACCCCGCGGCGCCCCACACGCGAACCGCGGGCGUGCGAGUCUCAUACUUCACGGAGGGCGACGUGUUCAACCUAUACGAUGAUUCCGUAGUCUACCCGAGCUGGAAAACGCCCAUAGCUGACAACGAACUCUACGUUGACGCCACAAGCAGCAACAAUAUCUUCUCGUCGCCAAAUAACCCAACUGCCGAGGACGGAGUUUUCAGAGACGUUGCGCACCGACUUUGGGACUCCAAGGCGGACUCGGCCACAAGCUAUUCUUACGAGACCGGCCCGACAUUUUCCGUGACCAUGAAGAAAGAAGGAGGCACAGCCGUUGUCGGGGACUCUCCAACGCUCUCGACGCGCGUGGUGUCUUACCUCAACAUGGAAGUCGACAUUGACUAUACUAUUCUUGAAGAGCAUUAAAUCUAAUUAAAAGCGCUCAGAAGUUUUAGAAUGACUGCUAAAUUUUCAUGGAGUGCCGUAACUUGGGUUAAAAUUUAUAAACGUGUAGUAUAUCGCUGAUCAUGCAUAAGCGACAAUAAUAUAGAAGUUGGUAUUGACUAUACUAUUAUCGAACAUUUAACAUUAAAUAUUAAAUAUUAUU